Messenger RNA from Herpailurus yagouaroundi (jaguarundi), 920 nucleotides. RefSeq lists its product as uncharacterized. Lineage: Eukaryota; Metazoa; Chordata; Mammalia; Carnivora; Felidae. The coding region runs from base 318 to 920 and encodes 200 amino acids. The record is from RefSeq and is a predicted model, not a curated record. The transcript has 3 exons.
GGGACCUGAGGAGGGUCAGCCAGCCGUGAGCGGGGCUCCACCCCCGCAGCCUCCAGCCCAGGCCCCACCGAGAGAGCCUCACGGAGGAAGGUCAAGGGCAAUGCGCACGCGGGCCUGUGACCUCCUGGAGCACACACCAGGGGCGCCUUUCUGGACCAGCCCUACGUGCAGGACCCGACAGCCAGGCUCGGGGGGCCAUGCCGGGAGCCUAAUCUGGAGUCCCCAGGCGGCCGGGGCCCAGACGGGGCUUUGUGCUGGGCUACUCGAGCGGAAAUCGCGCCCAGCCCGGUGCGAUCCCGUGAGGGAGCGAGAAGUUGAUGAAGAGCGGUUCUUUCCUGCUCUCCCUGCCCGCCUUUGGGGCGCAGCGUUUACGCGUAGAAAUCCGGGCCUUCUUAGCAGGGCAGCGCAGAGAAACCGGGUCGUGUCUCCCUGAGAAGCCGUGCACAAAUCAUCGCGUCCAGGCACGGGCCCUGAUUGGGCUCCUUGAGACUGAACCCCACGUCCUUAACCCUUCCUCAGCCCGGUCCCUGUGGUUUCAGAGGCUCUUUGAGGAUCAGAGAAACAAAGAGCUGCUGAAAGAACAAAGAAACUCCCGGGAAGGAAUUGCACUCAAUGUCGUUGUCAGCUGCGGGAGGCGAGGGGUCGGGGAACAGCUGUGGAGGCGCCACAGCGGAGGGCGUGCGAGGUCGCCGACACCCGUGGCCGAGCUAGGUGGCCGCGUCCUUCAAAGGCACAGAGCUGCCUCCUGCCCCGUCAUCACCCACUUCCUCCUUGACCGUCAGCUGGAGCCCCGCCUGCAGACUGAUAUCAGCCAGCGUCUCAGGGGUCGUCCAUGCAGAUUUCUGGAUUUUCCUCAGGCUUUCCCAAGACCUUCUGCUGCCAAGUGUGGGCUGCCCCCUGACCUGCACUUCCUGCCUUAA